AUGUCGACACCAUUCCGCGGCCGGUACAGCCCGGCCUCCAGAGGAGGUGGUGGUAACAACAGCGGCGGCGGCGGACGCGGCGGCAGCGGCGAGUACCGCGGGCGCGGCGGUGCAGGCGGUGCACGUGGAAAUUACCCCCGUGGCGGCAACCGUGGUGGCGGCGACCGGGGCGGCGGGUUCCAGCGCGGCGGCGGCCGCGGUGGUGCUGGCGGUGAGGGCGGCCGUGGUGGUGGGUUCUCGCGGGGUGGCUACGGCGGCUCUGGCGACCGGGAAGCGGCGCCCAAGAAGGAGAACAUCCUGGAUCUUGGCCAGUACAUGGACCGGGAGAUCUACGUCAAGUUCAAUGGCGGUCGCGAGGUGUCCGGUACGCUCAAGGGAUAUGACCCGUUGCUCAACAUGGUGCUCGACGACGCCCAGGAGAAGAUGCGCAAAGGUGAGAUCAAGUCCCGCUCGCUGGGCCUGGCCGUGAUCCGCGGUACACACAUCACGACGUUGCAUCCCGUCGACGGCAGCGAAAGCAUAAGCAACCCAUAUCUUGCUGCUGCCGAGUCGGCCGAGGGCGGUGCACCGGAGGGGACCCCGGCGAGUAAAAUUACGCCGGCAUACCAGUACACGCCCAAGGCGGAUGAGGAGGAAUCAGAUUGA
Messenger RNA from Sporothrix brasiliensis 5110, 645 nucleotides. RefSeq lists its product as uncharacterized. Lineage: Eukaryota; Fungi; Ascomycota; Sordariomycetes; Ophiostomatales; Ophiostomataceae. Gene Ontology annotation, molecular function: RNA binding. Gene Ontology annotation, cellular component: catalytic step 2 spliceosome; U2-type prespliceosome; U12-type spliceosomal complex. The transcript is spliced from 3 exons. Bases 1 to 645 code for a protein of 214 amino acids. Gene Ontology annotation, biological process: nuclear-transcribed mRNA catabolic process; mRNA splicing, via spliceosome. The record is from RefSeq and is a predicted model, not a curated record.